This is a messenger RNA of Ambispora gerdemannii, 481 nucleotides long. The record is from the annotation of a GenBank genome assembly. NCBI's taxonomy places the organism in Eukaryota, Fungi, Glomeromycota, Glomeromycetes, Archaeosporales, Ambisporaceae.
UUACAGGCAAAAUUGACGUGAAUAUACCAAAUAUUAAUAAAAGUGAUUUACCAGAAAAAUUAUCAGCAGUAACGGUUUUGAACCUAGAAAUACGAGAAUCAUCAAAUGAAACCAAAUCGAAAUCACCUGAAGAUCCUACAGUCGUUAUUGCACAAUAUACAGAAAUUUCAAAUGAAAACGAUCUCGAAUCACCUGAAAACUUGGCGUUGGAUCCUGGUUUGGUAGAUUCAAUAAAUGAAUCAGAACCGGAUUUUUCUGAGGACUCGUCGGUUGAUGAAGAAGCAUCGGACUCAAAUGUGAAACCUUUAUUAAACGAACCUCAUUUACUCGAUAAUCAAUCAUUAAUCUGUAAAGAGAAAAUUGAUUCACAUGAAGACUGGUUUAUUGAGAACACGUCGGAUAUAGAAUUACAUGAAACACGAGCACUACUGUCUGCUAAAAAAGAACCAGAGUUUUCUCAAGAACCUUCAACUGAGAAUGA